UUCACUGGUAUCAUUUUCUUUUUUUUUUUUUUUAAUCAACGAGCAGUCAUGAGUUAGCGUCCAACGUAUCUUUCGAAUUAUGGCCUUAAAGCUCAGGCCCGGAAGGUUUUGUUAAUCAAAUGAAGUUUGGAAAACUAUGAACAGAUUGAAAUACAGCGAAAACGUAUGGCAGGCCCACUUGAGGAGCUGAAUUUUAUUUGUGGUUAUUUUAAAUGGCAGAAUUUUUUAUUUUUUAUUUUUGGCUGACUCCCAUUCAACUCGUUUGAACGGGACCGGUUCACUCUGAACACAGCCACAUCCGAGUUAUGAGAGGGUGUGCACACUUUUGCAACCACCUUGUCCCCUGUUAUUCAUUUUCACUUCACCUCUAGAAAACAUUUGGAAAAGAAAGACACUUGAGUUCUGACGGUUAUUUCUGUGGAGCCUAUUACAAAAAUCUCAAAAGGGGGGUGUGGAAUUUGAUCAAUGUUACCGUUUCUGCUAUUUGUUACAGUUUUCGUUUAAUUAUUAGUCGCGGAAAGACGCACAUCAAACAAAAGCCAAGGAUGGAGGAGCCUCCAUCCAACAGAGCCUCUUGCCAUUCACAAGCAUUUGAUGAGUCGGCCGAGGGGGGAACCUCGCACACAGAGUGGGUGGGAAGUCAACUGAACUGAGCUGAGCUGAGGUGAGGGAGCCCAAGCGGAUAAAGAGACGAGUCGGGGGUGGGGGGGGAGCCCGAGUGACUGCCGCAAAGCUUACCACGGGACCCGUUGUCAUCAUCAUGAGCUUCCGAGUGCUGCUGCUGUCCUUCCUCCUUGCGUCCGUCAGCUGGUCCAGAGGAGCCGUCAUCACAGGAGCUUGCGAGCGCGACAUGCAGUGCGGCUUGGGUCUGUGCUGCGCCGUCAGUCUGUGGCUGAGGGGCCUGAGGAUGUGCGUCCCGAGGGGCACGGAAGGCGACCUUUGUCACCCGCUGAGCCACAAGGUGCCCUACCCCGGCAAAAGGCAGCACCACACCUGCCCCUGCCUCCCGCACUUGGUGUGCACCCGCUACGCCGGAAGCAAGUACAGAUGCACCCAAGAUUACAAGAACAUAGACUUUCAAUAAAAAGGGCCAGAUGAAUCACUUUCGCGACUUCCGGGGAUGAAAAACUACACCGCCGCGACGGGCAAAGGGUGAACCGUAUGUCUAUUUUCCAAAAACUAAAUGUUGCGUCAGUAGCGCGUGCCACCGCGAAGCAAGGGGGACGCGCACCAAAAACAGGCUACGAAAGGGACGUCGGGCACUUUCAAGCCUUUUUUUGGACGGCUCGUUAAUGUAUGUAUUGUAGUGUAUGACGUUACUUUGUCAUAGGACGCGACAACAUUGAGGGGUUCGUAGUUUUCAACUUACACUGUUCUUGCCAAUAAAAGAUGUCUUGAUUGACACGGCGA
Molecule: messenger RNA, 1410 nt
Organism: Hippocampus zosterae (dwarf seahorse)
Lineage: Eukaryota; Metazoa; Chordata; Actinopteri; Syngnathiformes; Syngnathidae
Gene: prok1
Product: prokineticin 1
Exons: 3
Coding region: 761-1084 (107 amino acids)
Source: RefSeq, a predicted model, not a curated record